Messenger RNA from Tripterygium wilfordii, 685 nucleotides. Its product is annotated as NADH dehydrogenase [ubiquinone] 1 alpha subcomplex subunit 1-like. The transcript has 3 exons. The record is from RefSeq and is a predicted model, not a curated record. Bases 105 to 302 code for a protein of 65 amino acids. Lineage: Eukaryota; Viridiplantae; Streptophyta; Magnoliopsida; Celastrales; Celastraceae.
CGUGGGCGCGGAUAUCAAAUCUUAACCAGGUAGAGUGAAUUAUACAGGUCGAAGGGAGUAGAAAUCGAAGAAGUUGAAUAACUUGAAUCGGAGAUAAAUCAAAGAUGUCGUGGCUGUGGUUGGAAGCAGCGCUGCCGCUGGGAAUCAUCGCCGGAAUGCUCUGUGUGAUGGGAAACGCUCAGUACUACAUACACAAGGCAUAUCAUGGCCGCCCGAAGCACAUCGGUAACGAUUUGUGGGAUGUGGCCAUGGAAAGAAGGGACAAGAAGCUUAUGGAAAAGGCAUCGGGUGCUUCCGAUUAGGUGCACCUGACGAACUCCUUUGAUGAGAGGUGCUCACUGCUCAUUUCUGUAGCUUGUUAAAGCCACCCUCCAACCCAUCUCCUCUCAUUGUAGCGUGCUAUGCAGGAAGGCUUUCUCAGGAACUCCCAGAGGAAUAAAGUGCUCUUCUGAUGGUCCAGCUAUGCUCGUGAAGUCUGAGAGCAACCUUAAUUUGAUUACCUUUUACCUUCGCAUUCCGUAGCCUGCAUAGAACUCUUAUAACUUCCAGGUGACAAUCUUAUUCGGUUGACUUUUGGAUUUCAAAGUUUGUUAAAAACCAUCAAGCUACAUUUUUGUGCAUGGAAGUACGAAUGCUGUUCAUAAAAUACGAUGGCCCUUAUAUAUAUAUGUUUUUUGUUGUGAGA